This is a messenger RNA of Vombatus ursinus (common wombat), 656 nucleotides long. RefSeq names its product galectin 7 (gene LGALS7). The transcript is spliced from 4 exons. Lineage: Eukaryota; Metazoa; Chordata; Mammalia; Diprotodontia; Vombatidae. The coding region runs from base 97 to 513 and encodes 138 amino acids. The record is from RefSeq and is a predicted model, not a curated record. Gene Ontology annotation, molecular function: carbohydrate binding.
GAGUCAGGGCCCUCCCCAUCCCCUCCAUGGUUUAUAAGACUUGUCCCAGCUGGCACCCGCCUCCCACCACCAAAUAACACCCGUGCAGGCUACACCAUGGCAAACUAUACUGUGCCUCACAAGGCCAUACUCCAAGAUGGGCUCCGGCCUGGGUCCGUGAUUCGAAUUAGGGGUACUGUGUCAGCCAAUGCAAAGCGCUUCCAUGUGAACCUCCUGUGCUCCGAAGGCUCGGGGGCAGACACAGCCCUCCACUGCAACCCGCGCCUGGACUCGGGGGAGAUGGUGUUCAACGCCUUCCAGGAAGGAGCAUGGGGUCGGGAGGAACGGAGCCCCAGCGUUCCCUUCCAGCGAGGCCAGCCUUUCGACCUGCUCAUCAUAGUGGCCGACGACUCCUACAAGGCCGUGGCGGGAGACGCUGUAUUUCACCGCUUCACGCACCGCCUGCCUCUGCACCUGGUCCGGGUUCUGGAGGUCGGGGGCGACGUGCAGCUACAGAGCGUGUCGGUCCUCUGAACUUCGGAGACAGGACCCGUCGGGGCCCGUCGGAGCAGGGCCAGGGGCAGGACCGGGGCUGGGGUUUUUACUUGUGACACGGGGCCGGGUUGGGAGAGGGAGGCUUUGAAACCUAAUAAAGUCUUUGCCCGCUCCCAGCCCUG